Molecule: messenger RNA, 5442 nt
Organism: Tribolium castaneum (red flour beetle)
Lineage: Eukaryota; Metazoa; Arthropoda; Insecta; Coleoptera; Tenebrionidae
Gene: Egfr
Product: Epidermal growth factor receptor
Exons: 7
Coding region: 665-4855 (1396 amino acids)
Biological process (GO): protein phosphorylation; neurogenesis; cell surface receptor protein tyrosine kinase signaling pathway
Cellular component (GO): basal plasma membrane; signaling receptor complex; plasma membrane
Molecular function (GO): transmembrane receptor protein tyrosine kinase activity; ATP binding
Source: RefSeq, a predicted model, not a curated record
GUUCAAUUGUUGUCAUUCGAAAUCGAGUCGUCGAGAGGUGGUGUUGUUGUUGCUUCGAGUUGUGCAACAGGUUGUCGUACUUAUUUUGUUUUUUCCCAUGACACUCGGAUGAUGACUUAGUGCAGUGUUGUGAUGCUGUGAGCAGUGUUUUUUUUUUUCUGGAAUUUUGGUUUUGUUUUUCUCAAAAUGGAUAUUUUUCUCCUGGGGAUUAUCCUGGCCAUGGCUGGCUUUGGAGGGUGUAAUGUGGACAUGGGGGUUAGAGGUAAGCUGACCGCGCUUUUAUCACCGCAAUCAAGACGUUUUCGGAUGACGUACAACGUGAGAUAGGGUGACGCUCAUUAAAAAAUAUUUUUUUUUAUCAUAAAAAUACCUUUCAACAAGGGAUCGCAUGACACGAGGGUUCUUUUAUUUCGUUAAUUUAUGGUUUUAAUUGGUACUGGUGCACGUAUGGCAUUCCUUUCUUUAUUAUCAGUUAAGAGAAUAUGCGGCGGAGUAUUUGGGAAGAUGUUUAUAGCCGGUUUCUUCGAAACAUGGAAGCAGAAGAAGAAGAAGAAGGAGGAGGAACACAAGCGCAAUUACGAUGGAAGAGAGAGUCAGUUUGUUGUUUGGCGCGAGCUGGUGAGGAGCUUGCGCCAUGUGAGGGACGAAACCGUCGACGGCCAUCAUGGGGAUACGCCACCUCCUGGUGUUGUUCGUUGUGGUGUUGUUGGUUUUGGUGGUGUGCGAUUGUAGACAGCACUACAACAGGAACAGACGCAGAGGCGGCGCCAAGGAUAAGGCGCUGGCUCUCCAUCACCAAGAGAAUGAGUUCCACAACAAGGGAAAGAUUUGCAUUGGAACAAACGGCCGCAUGUCCGUCCCCUCAAACCGCGAGCACCACUACCGCAACCUGAAGGACCGCUACACCAACUGCACCUACGUGGACGGCAACCUGGAGCUGACCUGGCUCCAGGACGAGAACCUGGACUUGAGCUUCCUCCAAUACAUCCGUGAAGUAACGGGUUACGUCCUCAUCUCGCACGUGGACAUCAAGCGCAUCGUCUUGCCCCGCCUCCAAAUCAUCCGCGGUCGCACCCUCUUCAAGAUGAACGUCCGCAACGAGGAGUUCGCCCUCUUGGUCAUCCUCUCCAAGAUGUACACCUUGGAGUUGCCCGCCCUCCGGGAUGUCCUCAUCGGAAACGUUGGAGUUUUCAACAAUUACAACCUUUGCCACUUCAAGACCAUCAACUGGAAGGAAAUCAUCACGGACCCCAAGAGCAAGUACGUCUUCGUCUACAACUUCACCUCCCCCGAACGCGACUGUCCCCCAUGUCACAAGAACUGUGAGAAAGGGUGUUGGGGGGAAGGCGAAGAAAACUGCCAGAAGUUUUCCAAGGAGAACUGCAGUCCACAGUGUUACCAAGGGCGGUGUUUCGGGCCGAACCCACGGGAGUGCUGCCACUUGUUUUGUGCGGGAGGUUGUACCGGACCUAAGCAAAGUGAUUGUAUCGCCUGUCGGAACUUUUACGACGAUGGGGUUUGCACACAGGAGUGCCCCCCUAUGAAAAUUUACAGCCCCAUUACGUACUCCUGGCAGGAUAACCCUAACGGGAAGUACGCUUACGGUGCCACGUGUGUGAAAAACUGCCCUGAACAUUUACUCAAAGACAAUGGGGCUUGCGUCCGGUCCUGCCCCCCUGACAAGAAGGCCCAUGAAGGGGCGUGUGUCCCUUGCAACGGCCCGUGCCCCAAAACCUGCCGCGUUGAUACUUUCAUCCAUUCUGGGAACAUUGACACCUUCAAGGGUUGUACUGUGAUAGAAGGCAAUAUCCUGAUUUUGCAAAACACCUUCGAGGGGUACCAACACUUCUACCCCAACUACACCUUCGGGGCCAGGUACCCCCGGAUGCACCCCGACCGCUUGGAGGUCUUUAGCACCCUGAAGGAGGUCACGGGGCAUAUCAACGUUCAAGCGUACCAUUCCGAUUUUACCAAUUUGUCGUACUUUAGAAACUUGGAAGUGAUCGGUGGUCGCUCACUUUCAGACUACUUCACUUCGCUGUAUAUUGUUAAAUCGUCGCUGAAAUCGCUCGAGUUGCGGUCGUUGAAGCGACUCAAUGCCGGGACGGUCGCCAUUUUGGAAAACACACACUUGUGUUUUGCUGAUAAUAUCAAUUGGGAUAAAAUCAGGAGGAGUCACGAGCAUGUGGUUAUGAUUUCGAAUAAUAGUGAUCCACGGUUGUGCAAGGGGAACAAUUUGGUGUGUGAUAGUGAGUGUAGUAGGGAUGGGUGUUGGGGGGCUGGACCCGAUCAGUGUUUGUCGUGUGCCCACUUCCAGCUCGAGAAUGAGAGUCGGUGUAUUGCCAACUGCUCCGUUUUGCCAGGGAUUUACCAAGACGGUCCCAACAUUUGCAAGCGCUGCCACGAAGAAUGCGGCUCUUCGUGCACAGGUCCAGGUGCCGACAAAUGCGUCACUUGCAAGCGCUUCCAGGAUGGUCCCUACUGCGUACCAUCCUGUCCCACUAACAAGUACCACGAAAACGGUCAGUGCAAGAGCUGCCACGCCAAUUGCGUCGGGGGAUGCACCGGUCCCACCAACAUUGUUGGUUUAGGCGGCUGUAACUCGUGCGACCGUGCUAUCAUGAACGAAACCGACUCCAUGGUCUAUUGCUUGGGCAGCAACGAGUCCUGUCCUGACGGCUACUUCAACGAGUACUUGGGGCCGCAGGAGAAGGAGUCGCUCAAAUCGCUGGCGGGCUCAGCGCUGUGCCGGAAAUGCCAUCCAAGAUGCAAGAUCUGUUCCGGCUUCGGUUUCCACGAACUAGUCUGCCAAAAAUGCACCCACUACAAGAAAGACGAGCAAUGCGAAGACGAAUGUCGUUCCGGUGACUACGCAGACGAAGAAGUCCAAGAAUGCAAACCUUGCGACCCUGAAUGUAAAGGCUGCACUGGUCCAGGUCCCGAAAACUGUAUUUCCUGCGAAAAUUUUAAAGUUUUCGACGACGGAUACGUUUCCGAAAACUCUUCCUUCCGCUGCGUGUCCUCAUGCCCACCUGAAUUCCCACACCGGGUUUUCCCCGACAAUGCCUUCUCCUACUGUUCCGACAAACCCUUGAACUUGCCCAUCUCUGGUUUCGUCGACAAUAACUACACUGUGGUGAUCGCCACGGGAAUCACUAGUGCGAUCAUCAUCAUCAUCAUAAUCAUAAUUUUGGUGACUUGGUUUUUUCGCAAGAAGGUCAAGGCGGAAGAGAGCACCUUGAAGAUGACCAUGGCGUUGACUGGGCUCGAAGACAACGAACCGUUGCGACAAACGAACGUUUCGCCCAAUUGUAAAAAAUUGCGCACGAUUAAGGAAACGGAAAUCAGGCGGGGGGAUAUUUUGGGGUAUGGCGCCUUCGGAACUGUCUAUAAAGGGGUCUGGAUUUUGGAAGAUGAGAACAAUUCGAAAAUCCCAGUCGCGAUUAAAGUCCUCCGGGACGGAUCAACCAGUAGCAAAGAAUUUUUAAGCGAGGCGUUUAUUAUGGCAAGUGUGGAACACCCUAAUCUCCUUCAGUUGUUGGGUGUUUGUAUGACUUCCGAGAUCAUGCUCAUAACCCAGUUGAUGCCUUUGGGUUGUUUGCUCGAUUUCGUCCGAAAAAACCGCGACCGCAUCGGCGCUAAAGCCCUUCUCAACUGGUCCACGCAAAUCGCCAAAGGAAUGGCAUACCUGGAGGAAAAACGCCUAGUCCACCGUGACCUCGCCGCUCGCAACGUCCUAGUCCAAACCCACUCCUGUGUCAAAAUCACCGACUUCGGCCUUGCCAAGCUCCUCGAUGUGGACGAAGACGAGUACAAAGCAGCUGGUGGUAAAAUGCCCAUCAAAUGGCUGGCCUUGGAGUGCAUCCAGCACCGGAUUUUCACGCACAAGUCGGACGUUUGGGCCUUCGGAGUGACCAUUUGGGAGUUGUUGACUUUUGGCGAACGCCCGUAUGAUAAUGUGCCGGCCAGGGACGUGCCAGAGCUGCUUGAGAAGGGGGAGAGGUUGCCACAGCCCGAGGGUUGUAGUAUCGAUGUUUACAUGAUCUUGGUCAAGUGCUGGAUUUUGGACGCCGAAAGUAGGCCCAGUUUUAAGGAGUUGGCGGAGGAUUUUACCAAAAUGGCGAGGGAUCCGUGCCGGUAUUUGGCUAUUACGGCCGAUAGGUUCGCCAGGAAUAGGAACAACGCACAGGAUGACCGUAAGCUGGUGCACACGCUUGCCUCCACCCUCGAAACCUCGGCCAGCCAAUCGGAGUGCGACGAGUACCUCCAGCCCAAGUCACGUGCGCCUUUGCGCCCCGUUGGUUGGAUGUCCUCCGUGUCGCCCUCCCCCACCCCCGACAAGUACUGGAAGUCGGCGUCGCAGACAAAUUCGGACGGCAGCUGCAACCCGCAAUACCAGAACCACUUGAACCGCAAGUUACUCAAGUACCCUCCAAGCACCGCUAGCGACACUUUGAAGAUGCGUGACGACAUGUCUUCCGAUGAGUACGACUCCGGUCCGUCCAAAGCUCAGCUGGGAAGUCUCAAAUUGGACUUACCGGUGGACGAGGACGACUAUCUCAUGCCGUCGCCGCAGCAGACGCAAGGCGCGUCUGCCUACGUCGACUUGAUCGACUCGAAAAACAGCGACACUUCAAACCAGAGCGUGUUCAGGUCUUUGGACUUCUACAAGAGCAAUAUUGACAAUCCUGAGUACCUUAUGAACAACGAGGCGGCGCCGAGUCAGACGGUGGGCUUGCCCCAGGUGCCGAGGAGCUCCGAGGAGGAGUCCGAUCAUGAAUAUUACAAUGACUUCGACCGCCUGAAGAGGGAGCUGCAGCCGCUGCAGCGGAACAAAGACGGCGCGAUCGUCUGAACGCAUGUACAAAACGGCCUUUUGUACUUUAGAGGGAAAGGGCUGUGUUCCACUAGGAGAUACUUAAGCGUAGGUUUAAGCGUGACAUAAUAGCGUGCCAUCAGGGCAUGGUUUGUAAAUAAUGUUGCAACAAAUGCGAUUUUUAUUCUCAAAUGUAUAUAAAUACCUAAACGUAUUUUUCUAGUAGGUUUUAAGGUUGAUUAACAAGUUGGGCGAGUUGCGGAGCGCCAAUCCUAAACGUUCUUGCCCAAACGCGACUGUGAUAAAAACGAACUUACAUGUGAAUAUGGAAAAAGUUUCAUACACUUAAACCCCUUCAUGCAUUUUGUAAACCCAGUUUUUUUGUUUUGUUUUUUGUUUGUAUGGUAUUAAAGCAAUUCCUCUAGUUAUUAGUUAUGGAAUUAGAAAGCUUGAAACGUUCGGUCUCAUGCAAAAUCUCAAUUGUACAUAAUUUUAUUUAUGUAGAAAUAGACUAUUUUUGUUAAUAUUUGCACUAAACUUGUGCCAUUCAUGUCGACAUGUGCCUAUGUUAUUUUUCCAUGUUACUACGUUUAUACAAAAUUUUAAUAAAUGCAUAUAUUUCAUAA